Molecule: messenger RNA, 5544 nt
Organism: Strongylocentrotus purpuratus (purple sea urchin)
Lineage: Eukaryota; Metazoa; Echinodermata; Echinoidea; Camarodonta; Strongylocentrotidae
Product: adenylate cyclase type 3-like
Exons: 20
Coding region: 1091-4354 (1087 amino acids)
Biological process (GO): adenylate cyclase-activating G protein-coupled receptor signaling pathway; intracellular signal transduction; cAMP biosynthetic process
Cellular component (GO): plasma membrane
Molecular function (GO): adenylate cyclase activity
Source: RefSeq, a predicted model, not a curated record
UUAUUAUCAGCGCUCUUGAAAUCCUCCACAGUUAACUCAAGAUCGAGCUCGCUAUUGUUAACCCCGUCAUCAAAGAGAAGGGGUUGACAAGCAUUUGUAGUUGAGAUUAAAAGAAGAUCAUGCCCUAGCCUCUUUGUGUCCCACCACUGAUCACUUUCUGAUGGACUACAGACAGUUUGGUACACGGCUUAAGUCCCUUCAGUGUCGACCGGAGCUGUAGACAUGGCACACGGAGGAAAGACACGUGCUACAGAACGAUAGAUAUCAAGUUCGGAUUAUCAUGAUUGUUUGGAAAUGGAUACCGUACGCCUUGUUUUAGAGGGAGGGUUUCAUGACAAGUAACAACCAUAUAACGUCACCUGCAGCGAAUAAAACUUGCUACGUAUUUGAUUUAGACAGACAAAAGGACAUUGUGGGAUCUGAAUCCUAAAAGCACGAAAGAUCAGCCUUAUCGAGUAUUUCUUUGCAAAAAAUCAUUCAGCACGUUUCGAUGAUUUUCCGAAGGACAAGGGAAGAUAGCAAAGGAAAUACUUCUCUCUGUUAAUUUGCCCCCAAAAUAUUCUUCUUUUCUGGUGAGUCACCCAUACACUCGCAUCAUAUUGGCUUUACUGGGGAUAUUCAAAUACGCCGCACAGAGCAGUUUACUGGCAGUUUACCGUGCUAGUCGAUUCGAACAUCUUUAGCAGCCGCCACCAUCUUGCUUCGUUCGCUUCUGGAAAAUUAAUCUUGGAACUUGGCGACGGUGGUAUGUCACUAUGGAAAUAAUCGGAGGAUAAAUCUUCGGCUCUGUGAAGGGAACCACUCCAUAGCUCAAGAUGUCUCCAAUUAUGUCGCUAUCCGUUUUCGAAAUUAACAGACGAUACCAAAUACCGUUAAUGGCAUAAUGUAAUGAGCUGGAUAUGGGAAUCUAAUUGACUAAAAGGAUCAAUUACGGAACUACUUUAGCAGACAUCGGUUCUUGAAAAGUCAUCAUGUUCACUUCGAAUUCAUGACAAACCUUUUUCGGCCAGCAUACUCGUAACCGAAGUUCGUGAUCAUCAACCUCGUCGUUCACAUUGUAUUGUAGUAGUCGUACGGUCACUCGAUCACGAUGGGUCUUCUAAAGAAACGCUCGAGCAGCGGUUCGACACAGCCGAUGGUGAGGAGCGUAUCGCCCGACAUCGAGCUCAGCACCGUGAUGGACACGGAACUCGUUGCUAAGGCGUACGGCAAGCGUGACACGGAAGGGAAGAAACCACGAACCCGACGAUACAACCCCUUCCACCGCGCCUUUGAUUCUAGUGACAUGGAAACAUCGUAUCAGAAAUUCUUCGUCCGCCGUCGCCUGGAGACGCUCCCCGUCAUGAUCGCCUUCUCUUUCUUCUUCGACGUUGUCGUAUUAAUCAUCUACUAUCUUGAUCGCGCAAUCCCUAGCCGCGUCAUCGCUAUCUCCAUCAUGGCGAUCUGUGCCGUCACCAACUUGAUUCUGUUCUCCUUAUCGCGCUAUCGCCUCAUCUCGGACUGGUCGCUUACGCGCGUCAUGCCAUACCUUAUAUGGAGUCUGGUAUGCGCGCAGUCCUUCGUGGACUUGGGUCUAUAUUAUCAGCCGCUGAUGCCGAGUGAUGGGGCUGGCUGGCAAGUGUUUUUCAUAUUUGCCUCUUUCACCAUGUUACCUGUGCCUUUAGGAGCCAUGAUCCUCCUCAGUACUUUUGCCAUCACCGUACAUUGCCUCAUGGUCGGGUUGCUCUCCUUGGCUAACAAAGAAUACAUGGCUGAACAGAUCGGAGCAAACAUCUUAUUGUAUUUGUGUGCCAUCAUCUUGGGUUGUGUGUGUUACCUUGUAUCCGAUAAGCAGCAUCGUAUGGCUUUCCUGGAGACCAACGAGUCCCUCAAGACCAAGCUCACCAUCCAGGAACAGGCCGCACAACAGGAGGGACUGUUGCUCUCUGUACUUCCCAAGCAUGUUGCUGAUGCCAUGGUGAUGGAUGUUGGGAAGAAAAAUACUGGUCAGUUCAAUCGCAUCUACAUUAGACGGCACGAAAAUGUCAGUAUUCUCUUUGCGGACAUUGUUGGUUUCACGGCCAUGUCGGGCAAGAUGACCGCUCAGGAGUUGGUCAAGACACUCAAUGCCCUUUUUGCCAACUUUGAUAAACUAGCCGAGAAGAACAACCAGUUGCGUAUCAAAAUCCUGGGUGACUGUUACUAUUGUAUCUGUGGGGUACCUGAACAGCGGAUAGAUCACGCCGUCUGCAGCGUCCAGAUGGGUCUCGACAUGGUAGUCGCCAUCGCCGCUGUUCGGAAGAGUACCCAGUCGGGUGUGGACAUGCGAGUAGGCAUCCACACCGGGGCCGUGCUGGCGGGGGUGAUGGGACAGAAACGAUGGCAGUUUGAUGUGUGGAGUACAGACGUUGUGUUAGCCAACAACAUGGAAUCCGGCGGAGUACCUGGUCGUGUUCACAUAUCACAGACCACGUUCGACUGUCUGAAUGGAGAGUUUGACGUAGAGCCUGGUGAAGGAGACACAAGGAGUGACAGCAUCAAACAAGCAGGAAUCAAAACAUAUCUGAUCAAAAUCGUUAAAAACCAAAAUAAGCCUUUGAGUACGGGAGGACUAGAUCUGAAUGGUCACCUGGAUUCAGUGGAAGACACAGAUGGUCCUGCCAUGGAAAGUGUGCCUGAAAACUUUGAUAAGAUCAAGAAAGACGAGAUGGAAAAGGAAAACCAGUUCAAGGAUAAGAACAAAACAGUUUCUUUUGAACCGGAAGUAGAGGAGCGGGAGGAACAAAAGGAUGAAAACCAGAAACUUGAUGAAGCAAUUGCAGAGAGGGAAAGCAAUACGAAACUCGGUGAGAAGAUGUACUUCUUGUUACUGCGUUUCAAGGAUAAAGCAAUGGAAUCUCGUUUCCAACAAGGAAAAGAUCGGAUGAGCGCUGCCGGUAUAUCUAGUGCCCUCGUCGUUGUAUUCUUUGUAUUCUUAGUACAACUUCUAAUGUUACCAAGAACUGCAAUAAGCAUCGCAACUUUCUGUGUGUGUUUCGUCGUUCUCUCCAUCAUAACCUAUGUCUCUCUUGCACCGAGCUUCAAGAAAAGCUAUCCAUCCAUUCUCAUCAAAUUGGCAACGUUUGUUGAGCGCACGCCAUGGGCAAGGAUUAUGUGUGCAACCUUCAUCAUUGCCUUGGUGUCUGUAACGGAUAUUGCAGACGUGUUGACAUGCGUUGAUGAGUCAUCUGAUAAUGUCACCAAUCUCAGUCCAAGAGAUCUUCGUUGUUUGAAUCCACACUACUUCAAUUAUAUGCUACUACUUGUCAUGGCUGUAAUAACCACCAUGUUCCAGAUCACUCACAUUGUUAAGUUUCUCCUCACCAUCAUCAUUACUGCAUUCUAUUGCAUCCUCAUGAAUGUCAUCAAACCCAUCCUCUACAACCGCCCUGAUGACUUCCUUGAGGAUAGCAUGCCAUCCACAGAUCACAAUGAAGUAGCUAGUCGGAUAGCUAACACCGUCCAGCUUGUUGUUGUCGCAGCUGCUCUCAUCUAUUUUAAUUCUCACCUUGAGGUAACGUCACGGCUGCUGUUUUACUGGAAGACAGAAGCGAAAGAACAGAAGGAAGAGGUGGGGAGAAUGCGAGUCAAGAACGAGAACCUGGUCCUGAACAUCAUGCCUGAACAUGUGGCUAAACAUUUCUUAGGCAGUAAGAAGAGUGAGGAGGAACUGUAUGCUCAGAGCUACACAGAGUCUGGUGUUAUGUUUGCAUCUAUGCCAAACUUUUCUGACUUCUACUCUGAAGAUGCGAUCAACAACCAGGGCACUGAAUGCCUUCGAUUCCUCAACGAAAUCAUCAGUGAUUUCGAUGAUCUUCUCAAUGAGCCACGGUUCAAGUCCAUUCUCAAGAUCAAGACCAUCAACAGUACUUACAUGGCAGCAUCUGGAGUGUUUCCUAACCCGGAAGAGAUUCACUACCGUGAUGACAUGGAGAGAUGGCAGCAUCUAGCUGACCUGGUCGAUCUAGCCUUCUCAAUGCGCAAUACACUGGAUACCAUCAACGCACAGAGCUUUAAUAACUUCAUGCUCAAAAUAGGUAUCAACCACGGGCCUAUUUUAGCCGGAGUGAUCGGAGCAACCAAACCUCACUAUGAUAUCUGGGGAAAUACUGUCAAUGUUUCCAGUAGGAUGGAGAGCACGGGACAACCAGGAAAAAUUCAGGUUGUGGAAGCAUGUAUGAACAUCCUGAAGAGAUACGGCUUCAAAUUUGAAAAGCGUGGACUCGUAAAGGUCAAAGGUAAAGGUGAACUGAUGACGUAUUACUUGAUAGGGAAAGACGAAACAGUCAGGAAUGAUAUGGACAAUUCCAUUCCAAAUAUGGUGGUUGCCUCUUAAUUCUCCCUUCUAGUGUCAUGGAAGGGAAGAAUAAAAUGAGGCUUGGACGAUUCAAUUGUACUAAGAGGAGUGUUGCAAAUGCAAGCAAGUGCUGCUGAGAUGAGAGGAACUGUAAUGAAAGAUAUAGUUGGCUGUGUCACCUUUUUUUGCAAUGCCUGUGAGCGUUAGCUGAGGAUUCAACAAUAAAUUGUGGUACAGCUUUUCUUGGAAACUAUUUAUUUACUACAUAUAGAUGCUCAAGUAUAUCAAAAACAUUCCGUGUAUGUCAUACUAUGUAUAAAAGACCCUUAGAGGAGUGAUAUUGAAAAUAAAUUUGAUAUGAUCAUUUUUGUUUCAUGAUAUUGAGUUGUGAAUCUGUGUUUUUCAGACAAUUGACAAUAAUUGUACAUGAAAAUGUAAACUUUUUGUGUGUGCCUAUAGCAUUUCUUAAGAUUUAUCAAUAUCGCUUCUAUUUGUAUGUUGUUAUUUUGAACUUUAAGUUUAUUGAAUUGAUAUAUAUUAUUACAUAUUACUAUUUUUCAAUCUGUUUCAUUCUUCCCAAUUUGUUGAACUAUUCCAGUUGGAUUAGGUGUGCUUUAGAACUUGUAAAAAAUACACAAAUACAAAACAGAUACUAUAGAAAAAUGUGCUGCCGAAGAGGUUAUAUAUUUUCUUGUUAUUCUCUUCCCCAAUAAAUGAGUAUGGCUACGUUAUGUCUUUCAGUAGUUUCAUGGCAGUCAGUCAUUAUAUGCACCUGCACAUUUUUGCCAACAUUCACUGUUUUUCCGACCAUUGUGUAGUGCUUCUGUACUUGUAUUCUGUCUUUGUUUCUUUAUAAUUGACAUUUUAUCAGAGAACAAAUCAUGUAAGGGCAUUAUAGUAAUCAGGGGGAGGGGGGGGGCAAUCUGUAUGUAUUUCAUUAUUCCAUUUACAGAUGUGAGCAUUAUUAAUCCUUUCAUUGCCACAGAUUUGGUUUGGCUGCCCCUCCCCCUGAUAAAGUAAACAUAUACCCAUGUUAAUGAGUAAAAUACAAAUUGUAAUUGUUUUAAUUCUAUUUACCAAGAGGGGUAUAACUAACCUUGUAAAUGAUUGAUAUUUUGGGAAUGGGGUAAAAAUCUGCCGAAAUAAUAGAAGGCCUGAAUGGCAGCUCUACAAAGUCAUAAUGUAACAUUACAAUAUUUCAAAAAAGGAUGUCAAUGUACAAAAACAAA